UUUUUAUCGUUCUCUGUUACAGAGUUCAUACUUGAAAAAACAGUGGAGAAUACCCAAUCACUAGUCUUACAGAGUCAGUCUCCAUCACUAAUCUUUCUUCUUCAACAUUGUUUUAUCCGCUAAAAACUUAAAACCCAAUUGGCCUUUUUUGCUACAAUUUAUAAACGCACAAUCUUUAUCUCUCUUUUAUUACACCUACCAAAGAAAUGGAAGGUGAGUUGAGACCUAUGGAUGCAGAGCAACUGAGAGAGCAUGGACAUAAAAUGGUUGAUUUUAUUGCUGAUUACUAUAAAACCAUUGAAAAUUUUCCAGUUCUUAGUCAAGUUGAGCCUGGAUAUCUUCGUAAACUUCUGCCUGAUUCUGCACCAAAUCAACCUGAGUCAUUGCAAAAUGUUCUUGAUGAUGUUCAGGCAAAGAUUUUACCAGGAGUGACCCAUUGGCAAAGCCCAAAUUAUUUUGCAUAUUAUCCUUCUAAUAGCAGCGUUGCAGGAUUUUUAGGAGAAAUGCUUAGUGCUGGUAUUAAUAUGGUGGGUUUUAGCUGGAUAACUUCUCCCGCCGCAACAGAGCUUGAAAUGAUUGUUCUAGACUGGCUUGGUAAAAUGCUCAAGCUACCUGAAGAAUUUCUUUCUACUGGACAAGGAGGUGGAGUGAUACAGGGUACUGCAAGUGAAGCUGUUCUAGUUGCACUAGUAGCUGCACGGGACAAGGUCUUGAGGAGGGUUGGAAAAGAUGCCCUUAGAAAGCUUGUGGUUUAUGGAUCUGAUCAAACACAUUCUGCGUUGCAAAAAGCCUGCCAGAUAGGAGGGAUUCAUCCAGUAAAUUGCAGGCUGCUAGAAACAGACUCUUCCACAAAUUAUGCCCUUGCGCCAGAUUUACUCAGUAGAGCAAUUUCAGAGGACAUUUCCCUUGGACUGAUUCCCUUCUUUUUGUGUGCUACUGUUGGCACUACUUCAUCGACAGCUGUUGAUCCAUUACUUGCACUGGGAAAGAUUGCCAAGAGUAAUGGCAUGUGGUUUCAUGUGGAUGCUGCCUAUGCUGGAAGUGCUUGUGUUUGUCCAGAAUACCGUUGUUAUAUGGAUGGUGUUGAAGAAGCUGACUCUUUUAACAUGAAUGCGCAUAAAUGGUUCCUGACAAACUUUGAUUGCUCAGCCCUUUGGGUAAAGGAUAGAAAUGCACUGAUUCAGUCACUUUCUACUAAUCCGGAGUUUCUGCAAAACAAACCUUCCCAAACAAACACGGUUGUGGACUACAAAGAUUGGCAAAUUCCCCUUGGACGACGGUUUAGAUCAUUGAAACUGUGGAUGGUGUUACGAUUGUAUGGUGUAGAAAAGCUACAAUGCUACAUCAGAAAUCAUAUUAACUUGGCUAAAUAUUUUGAAGGACUUAUUGCAGAAGACACUAGAUUUGAGGUUGUUUCCCCUCCGAUAUUUGCAUUGGUUUGUUUUCGCCUUUUACCUCCGGACAACAACGUAGAUCAUGGCAACAAAUUGAGCCAUGACCUAUUAGAUGCGGUAAACUCAACUGGGAAAAUUUUUAUAUCUCAUACGGUUCUAUCUGGCAAGUAUAUCUUACGUUUUGCAGUAGGAGCACCACUGACCGAAGAGAGGCAUGUAACUGCAGCAUGGAAGGUUUUACAAGAUGAGGCCUGUGCUUUGCUAGAAACAUCUAGGAUAAGUUAAUAUUUUGAUUACCAUCCGCAAUUAUUUGAUGAAUUCAAUAUUGUUACAUGAUUGUUCCUUUUUUAACUUCAUUCUACCUUACACAUCAUUGAUUAAUACAUUCACGAACAACCAAGGAGUAUUUUCUUGCA
This is a messenger RNA of Ricinus communis (castor bean), 1810 nucleotides long. Its product is annotated as phenylacetaldehyde synthase. Bases 207 to 1679 code for a protein of 490 amino acids. Gene Ontology annotation, biological process: amino acid metabolic process. Gene Ontology annotation, molecular function: pyridoxal phosphate binding; carboxy-lyase activity. NCBI's taxonomy places the organism in Eukaryota, Viridiplantae, Streptophyta, Magnoliopsida, Malpighiales, Euphorbiaceae. The record is from RefSeq and is a predicted model, not a curated record. The transcript has 13 exons.